Alligator mississippiensis (American alligator) is the source of this 9463-nucleotide messenger RNA. It is a transcript of the gene CCDC88A, whose product is annotated as coiled-coil domain containing 88A. The record is from RefSeq and is a predicted model, not a curated record. Bases 398 to 6166 code for a protein of 1922 amino acids. Gene Ontology annotation, molecular function: microtubule binding; dynein light intermediate chain binding. NCBI's taxonomy places the organism in Eukaryota, Metazoa, Chordata, Crocodylia, Alligatoridae. Gene Ontology annotation, biological process: cytoplasmic microtubule organization; cytoskeleton-dependent intracellular transport. Gene Ontology annotation, cellular component: cytoplasm; centrosome. The transcript has 34 exons.
ACUCGGACGAGGCGGGUGGCGGCUGAGGGAGUUUGCACGGUCCCUAUCUCUACCUCUACCUCUGCCCGGGCGGGGGGCGCUUGCCAGCCAUGGAAGCAUCUCCCGCGCGCUGAGCCCGGCUGGGGCUGGGGCUGGGGCUGGGGCUGCGGCUAAGGGUGCCCGUCCCCUCCUUUCUCUGCUCCUUAGCAUGCGGGCGGGGCGCGAGCCGGGACGGGGAGGGCGGCGGCGCCUGUAGGGCGGGCUGCCCCUGCAUCCCCGCAGCACCUCCUGCGGGGACGCGGCUCGGGGUGCCCCGGGGCUCUGCCCGCCGCACGCAGGCACCCGCGCUAGGGAGCCGCGUGGAUGUGAGAUCCGGAUUUUGUGUGGCUUUUUUUUUUUUUUUCCAAUUUGGGGGAAAAUGGAGAAUGAGAUCUUCACGCCCCUCUUGGAGCAGUUCAUGUCCAGCCCGCUUGUCACCUGGGUGAAGACGUUUGGGCCUUUAGCCGGAGGACAUGGAACCCACCUGGAGGAGUAUGUGGCCCUGGUGGAUGGCGUCUUCCUCAACGAGGUCAUGCUGCAAAUCUAUCCUAAAUCUGCCACUCAGCGAAUAAAUAAAAAAGUCAACAAUGAUGCAUCUCUUAGAAUUCAAAAUUUGUCCAUUUUGGUGAGACAGAUAAAAUCUUAUUAUCAGGAGACUUUGCAGCAGUUGAUCAUGAUGUCUUUGCCAAAUGUCUUAAUAAUUGGCAAAAAUCCCUUUUCUGAACCAGGUACUGAAGAAAUAAAAAAGCUACUAUUACUUUUACUUGGUUGUGCAGUUCAGUGUCAGAAGAAAGAAGAAUUUAUUGAAAGGAUCCAAGGCUUAGAUUUUGAUACAAGAGCAGCUGUUGCAGCUCAUAUUCAAGAGGUAACUCAUAAUCAGGAAAAUGUAUUUGAUCUGCAGUGGAUGGAUGUCAACGUACUUUUACAAGAGUAUAUUGAACCUCUCGUGAAGAAUAUGGCAUUACAUUUAAAAAGACUUAUAGAUGAAAGAGAUGAACAAGCUGAGACUAUCAUAGAACUCUCAGAAGAGCGGGACUGUCUUCGUUUUCUACCUCAUGCAUCAGCAGCACAAUCACCUUGUGGCUCUCCGGGCAUGAAACGCACUGAAAGCCGACAGCACUUGUCAGUGGAGUUAGCAGAUGCCAAAGCAAAAAUAAGAAGACUUAGGCAGGAACUUGAGGAAAAGACUGAGCAGUUGCUGGACUGUAAACAAGAACUUGAACAGAUGGAAGUUGAACUAAAGAGAUUACAGCAGGAGAAUAUGAGUUUGCUUUCGGAUGCUCGCUCUGCAAGGGUAUACCGAGAUGAGUUAGAUGCUCUUCGUGAGAAGGCAAUUCGAGUUGACAAGCUUGAAAGUGAAGUCAGCAGAUAUAAAGAGAGGCUGCAUGAUAUCAAAUUUUACAAGGCUAGAGUUGAGGAGUUAAAAGAAGACAAUCAAGUGUUGCUGGAAACAAAGGCAAUGUUGGAAGAUCAACUAGAGGGGACCCGAGCCCGUUCGGAUAAAUUACAUGAAUUAGAAAAAGAGAACCUACAAUUAAAAGCUAAACUACAUGACAUGGAGAUGGAGCGCGAUAUGGACAGAAAGAAGAUUGAGGAACUCAUGGAAGAAAAUAUGACUCUAGAAAUGGCUCAGAAACAAAGCAUGGAUGAAUCAUUGCAUCUUGGCUGGGAACUUGAACAGAUGAAUAGAACUACUGAGCUCACUGAAGUGCCACAAAAGUCACUUGGACAUGAAGUGAAUGAAUUGACAUCAAGUAGAUUACUGAAGCUGGAAAUGGAAAACCAGAGUUUGCUGAAGACAGUGGAAGAGCUGCAAAAUACAGUGGGUUCUGUAGAAGGCAGUAAUUCGAAGAUUCUGAAAAUGGAAAAAGAAAACCACAGACUUAGUAAAAAGCUGGAAGGACUUGAGAAUGAAAUUAGCCAAGAGAAACAAAGUCUUCAAAAUAGUCAAAACCUGAGCAAAGAUCUGAUGAAAGAGAAAAUACAGCUUGAAAAAGCAAUUGAGACACUCCAAGAAAACUCAGAGAGACAGAUUAGACUAUUAGAACAGGAGAAUGAACACUUGAAUCAAACUGUAGCUUCUCUAAGGCAACGCUCACAAAUCAGUGCUGAAGCAAGAGUGAAGGAAAUUGAAAAAGAAAAUAAAAUUCUCCAUGAAUCUAUCAAAGAGACCAGCAGUAAGUUAAAUAAGAUUGAAUUUGAAAAAAGGCAAGCCAGAAAAGAACUAGAACAUUAUAAAGAGAAAGGAGAAAGAGCAGAAGAGCUUGAGAAUGAAUUACAUCACCUUGAAAAGGAAAAUGAAUUAUUACAGAAAAAGAUUACCAAUUUAAAAAUUACAUGUGAGAAGAUAGAAGCCUUAGAGCAAGAAAACUCAGAAUUGGAGGUAGAAAAUAGAAAGCUGAAAAAAACUUUGGAUAGCUUAAAAAAUCUGACAUAUCAGUUAGAGUCCUUGGAAAAAGAGAAUUCACAACUUGAUGAAGAAAAUUUAGAUCUAAGAAGAACAGUUGAAUCUUUGAAAUGUACAAGCAUGAAGAUGGCACAAUUACAGUUAGAAAAUAAAGAACUGGAAACAGAAAAGGAACAACUUAAGAAAGUCCUGGAGCUUAUGAAAGCCUCUUUCAAGAAAACAGAACGCUUAGAAGUCAGCUACCAGGGUUUAGAUACUGAAAACCAAAGGUUACAGAAAGCCUUAGAAAAUAGCAACAAAAAGAUUCAACAGUUGGAAAGUGAACUACAGGAUUUGGAAACUGAAAAUCAAACUCUGCAGAAGAAUCUGGAAGAAUUAAAAAUCUCCAGUAAACGCCUCGAGCAGUUGGAGAAGGAGAACAAGCUAUUGGAACAAGAGACAUCUCAACUGGAAAAGGAUAAGAAGCAAUUAGAAAAAGAAAAUAAGAGGCUUCGACAGCAGGCAGAAAUUAAAGACAGUACAUUAGAAGAAAACAAUGUAAAAAUUAGUCACCUGGAAAAGGAAAAUAAAUCUCUAUUCAAAGAGAUAGGUAUAUUUAAAGAUUCAUGUGUACGUUUAAAAGAGCUAGAAAAAGAAAAUAAAGAACUUGUGAAAAGAGCUACCAUUGAUAAGAAAACCCUUGUCACACUGCGAGAGGAUUUGGUGAGUGAAAAACUGAAGACGCAGCAAAUGAAUAAUGAUCUAGAAAAACUUACCCAUGAACUUGAAAAGAUAGGCUUAAAUAAAGAGCGCCUCUUGCAUGAUGAACAGAGCACUGAUGACAGUAGGUACAAGCUUUUGGAGUCAAAAUUAGAGUCUACCCUAAAAAAGUCUCUUGAAAUAAAAGAAGAAAAAAUUGCUGCUUUGGAAGCUCGUUUAGAAGAAUCAACAAAUUUAAAUCAACAGCUGCGUCAGGAACUUAAAACAGUGAAAAAAAACUAUGAAGCCCUCAAACAAAGACAGGAGGAGGAAAGAAUGGUACAGAAUUCUCCCCCAAGGACUGGUGAAGAAAAUCAGUCUGUCAAUAAAUGGGAAAAGGAAAAUCAAGAAACUACCAGAGAACUACUGAAGGUUAAAGAUAGAUUAAUUGAAGUAGAAAGGAAUAAUGCUACUCUGCAGGCAGAGAAACAAGCACUGAAAACUCAACUAAAGCAACUUGAGACACAGAACAAUAAUCUACAAGCUCAGAUUCUGGCACUUCAGAGACAGACUGUUUCUUUACAGGAGCAAAAUACUACCCUGCAAACUCAAAAUGCCAAGCUUCAGGUUGAAAAUUCUACCCUUAAUUCCCAAAGUACAUCUCUUAUGAAUCAGAAUGCACAAUUGUUGAUCCAGCAGUCUGCUUUAGAAAAUGAAAAUGAAUCCAUUCUCAAGGAACGGGAGGAUCUGAAAUCACUGUAUGAUUCACUUGUUAAAGAUCAUGAAAAACUGGAACAUCUUCAUGAACGUCAGGCUUCUGAAUAUGAAUCUCUAAUUGCCAAACAUGGAAGCCUCAAGUCUGCACACAAAAAUCUUGAGGUGGAGCAUAAGGACCUAGAAGAUAGGUACAAUCAGUUGCUGAAACAAAAAGUGCAAUUAGAAGAACUGGAAAAAGUGCUCAAGGCAGAACAAGAGAAAAUGUUGCAGCAAAAUGAAAAACAUGAAAAGGUAGCAGCAGAAUACAAAACACUUCGUGAUGAAAAUGAUAGACUCAAUCACACAUACAGUCAACUUCUGAGAGACAAUGAAAUUCUUCAAACUGACCAUAAGAAUUUGAAAAGCUUGUUGAACAAUUCCAAAUUAGAACAAACACGGCUAGAAGCUGAAUUUUCUAAACUGAAAGAACAGUACCAACAACUAGAUAUUACAUCUACAAAACUGAAUAAUCAGUGUGAGUUGCUUAGCCAGCUUAAAGGAAACCUGGAGGAAGAAAAUAGACACCUGCUGGAUCAAAUUCAGACACUAAUGCUACAGAAUAGGACGUUACUGGAGCAGAAUAUGGAAAGCAAGGAUCUUUUCCACGUUGAACAAAGACAGUACAUUGACAAGUUAAAUGAGUUGAGGCGGCAAAAGGAGAAAUUAGAAGAAAAGAUCAUGGAUCAAUAUAAAUUUUAUGAGCCAUCUCCACCAAGAAGGAGGGGAAACUGGAUUACUCUAAAAAUGCGGAAGUUGAUAAAAUCUAAAAAAGAUGUUAAUCGAGAGCGUCUGAAGUCUCUGACUCUUACACCAACCCGUUCAGAAUCCAGUGAAGGAUUUCUUCAGCUACCCCAUCAAGACAGUCAAGAUAGUUCGUCAGUGGGCUCAAACUCUCUUGAAGAUGGCCAGAUGCUGGGGACCAAAAAGAGCAGUAUGGUUGCACUGAAAAGACUGCCCUUUUUGAGGAACAGACCGAAGGAAAAAGACAAAAUGAAGGCCUUCUACCGUCGCUCCAUGUCCAUGAAUGACCUGGUGCAGUCCAUGGUCCUAGCAGGAGGACAAUGGACAGGUAGUUCUGAGCAUCUGGAGGGUCCUGAUGAUAUAUCUACGGGUAAAAGGAGAAAAGAAUUGGGAGCUAUGGCCUUCUCUACUACAGCUAUCAACUUUGCAACUGUCAACUCUUCUACAGGCUUCAGAUCCAAGCAGUUGCUAAAUAAUAAAGAUACUACGUCCUUUGAAGAUGUAAGUCCACAAGGUAUUAGUGAUGAUUCUAGUACAGGAUCAAGAGUUCAUGGAGUGCAGGACAUUAACUGUGCAGAUGCUCUUGCUCCUGUUCGUGGCAUUUCAACAAUGUGCAGGGUUCCUUGUCAGAUCUGUUCUUCCAGACCAGCCAGCCUUGAUAGUGGCAGAACAUCCACUAGCAAUAGCAAUAAUAACGCUUCGCUCCAUGAUGUCAAAGAACACUUAAUACUGUUUACCCCAAAAGCAGGUGCAGUUAACAACCAAAGCAGACCACAAAGCCACAGCAGUGGGGAAUUUAGUCUGCUUCAUGAACCUGAGGCUUGGUCUAGCAGCAGCAGCAGUCCCAUCCAGUAUUUGAAAAGUCACACCAGGUCUAGUCCUGUGCUCCAGCAAAGGAUGCCUGACACACUGGACAAUCAAGGAAAGCAUAUCAAAACUGGUUCUCCUGGGAGUGAGGUUGUUACUCUGCAGCAAUUUUUAGAAGAAAGCAACAAGAUUACCUCAACUGAGACGAAAUCUUCAAGCCAAGAGAAUCUUUUAGAUGAAGUAAUGAAAAGUUUAUCUGAGUCUGCUGAUUUAGCAGGAAAAGAAAAACUAAGGAAGCAGUCAUCUGCCAGCUGUGGCAUCAUCAGGUCAUUAAGUGUGAAAAACACCAUCGACUUCUCAGACAACAGGUCAGCAAAACCUGAACAGCUUGUAAGGCCAAGCCCUCGUAAAACUGAAGACACCUAUUUUACCAGCUCUUCAAUAAAAUCUUCAUCAAGCACUCAAGGGAAAGCUAAGUUAGUAAAAGAAAGAAUACAAACAAAUAUAUCACAACGACAAUCAAAAGAUUGCAGCCUUUAUGCUACUUUACCUCGUGCAAGCAGUGUGAUUUCUACAGCGGAAGGAACUACUCGAAGGACAAGCAUUCAUGAUUUUUUAUCUAAGGACAGUAGGCAGCCUAUUUCAAUUGAUCCAGCACCACCUACAGCUGAUAGAAGCACCCCAUCAGCAUCUAAUGUGGAAGCUAUACCAGAAAGCAGAAAUUCAAAAAGCAGGUCUAGGGAGCCACAAAGCUCCUAAUUCUAUUACCCACUACAUGAGGUGUGGGCCAAGUGAGAGAAAAGUGUCCUUCAGUAUCUCAAUAUGAAGCCUUUAUUUCUGAAGUAACAAGACAGCGACUAUAGGAAUCAUUAAUAAAAAAUAAUUAAGGGAACUUUUUACAAUACUUCGUGAAUAGAGCAGGCAAGAAAUACAAACCUUCCUUCCUUCCUUGAAUCAAGGAGCUCUACUGGAGUCUGCUGCCGAAACUUUUUAGACGGUCUUAGGAAUUAUUGCACAUUGCACUGUUGUUAAGAUCUACUGAAUAAAGGACAGUUUUCAUCUCCAUAAGGACCAAGCAUCUAAGGUCUCAAGAAUUACUCCAGGAAAAAAACUACUACUUUCAUCAUUUGUUUAUGAACUUCAUCACUGGUUGCUUACAGCUUCUGCUAAUAAUUAGCAAAAAAAUCUAGCUGUUUAUAUCUAGUUCUGUAAAUCUGAAAUAAAUGCUGUAGUAUUUUGUGGAAAUGUACUGUAUAUUCAGGUACAAAGAAUCCCACAAGCUUACUGGCACUUCACUGCCUUACUUGGUUAGCAUUAUCUGCAUGAAGUUGCUCUUUAAAAGAAAAAAAUCUAUGCUGAUUAUUAUUUUGGUGCAUACAGCAAAAGAAAAUUCUGUUUACAAACACAUUUGACCGGAUCCCAUAAUAAAAUGGGGGUUUUGGAAUAUUAACGCUACAUAGAAUUUCAUGUUUUCCACUUGUGUUUUCAACAUUCACAAGUCAUACAACACAUAUAUAUUCAGAUGUACUUGACAGGAAAUUAACAAAAGUAAAUUAACAAUAACUUUUUUGUAAGGUGGUUUUUCAACAAAUGGCAUUCCCAGGAUAAAACUGUCUGAUGCUAAAUGUUUGUGUUUUAACUACUUUAUUUUCUUAGUGUUUUUUUUUAAUUUGUGUUUAGACAUGAGCUGACUGUGGCUUAGAAAGUAUACUUAUCACAGUGUAAAUAAUGUCAUCCACAUUUUACAAUAUUUUUUUCUUAUGAUUGUUCCCUUCUUUUAGUAAGCUAUUGUUUUGUUCAUUAUAAUUUUACAUUAAAGUUGAUAAUUGUUAUUGGUACUGUUAAAGGAUUUGUAUGCAUUUGUUGUUUUAAAAACGUGCAGAAAGGAGAUUUAAUUAAUCCAAGGAAACAUACAUGAAAGUAUUGGGAGAUCCCAAUUUAUAUUAAAUAUCAUAAUUUUAUUUUCUUACAAAUCACUAAACAGAUUAAUAAGUUCUAUGAAAAACGUUAAAUUAACUGUUAAUCCUGAAAACAGUUUUGCACAUGAGCAACUUCCCCCCUCAGUUGAUUCCAUGGAUGUUAACAGGAUAAUGAACAUAAGUUUAUUUAAACAUAGGCAUAAAUGUUUGCAGGUCAGAGCCAUAAAUAGUUUUUACAUCAAACUGACAGCUUUUCCUAGCCUGUUUGAUAAGGCACCUACAACUACUUUAAGUCUGUUAGACUUUUUUAUGAUCUAUAAAAAACAAGGUUGCUUGAACAAGUUUUAACAAAAUCAUUUUCCAUUGGAGAAUGUAUUUUGUUGAAAAUUAAACACUUUGUCAACUCAUAAUAAUUUUGAUGAAAUUUUGUAAAUGAGGAAAACAAAGGUGGGGGGAUUCUGGUAAUUUUUGGAAUGCAACAUUUUGAUGUUUCCUUUUCAAAAAACUUUUGUUUUUAAAUGUUUUUUGCAUAAUAGUAUUAAAAUAGAAGUCUAAAUAAAAACAAACCAGUUGGUUCUUGUAAAAACAAAAAUGUUUUGAUCAACUUGAAGCAAUUCAUGUGUGUUUUCUUUCAAGAAAAUUGUGAAAAUUUUAGAUUUUGUUCAUAAUUGGAAUGAAAAAAUUUGAAAUCUUCCACAAAACAAUUUCCAUUCUCCAUUCAGCUCUAAUAAUCACAUUUGUGAUAUUUUCUCAGAUUGGUAAGAUUUUUUUGAUCACUGACUCUUACGUAGAAGGUACAUUCUGGUUCCCAUUAUUGUUAGUUGCAGACACACAUUAGUUUGCAUGGCAAAAGCUUUGGGAUUAUAGGCUAAAGCAAAGGUUUCCUUAUGUUAUUUGGUAGACAGCACAGUGCAAGUGUUAAUUAGGACACUGCCCAUUAUUAUAAAGGUCUGAUAAUAUAUGGCAUUUCUCUCAUGCUGUGUCUUAAUCAUACUUCUGCAUUCUUAAAGCUCUAAUCCUGUAAAUAGCCCUUUUUCACAAGGUUCAGUUGGGACUAAUGGCAUUCAGCACCUCAUGCCAUAGUAGAAAGGUUGGUAGUAUCGGUAAGUAUAGCCAUCUCGAUUUACCUGGCCUACAUUUUAAUGGCCAAAUCCAAGUUACAGGGUACAGGUACAGGGAUUACGCAGCUCUGUGUUCAUAGGUAUGCCUGCCUGCAUUCAUUGAAAAAAUUCCUGCCAGUGUAGGGUCAAGAAUGGCAUAUUGGCAUGACCAAAGCACUGCAUGUUGCCUGUUCUGUUGCUUUUCUUUGAAGUACAUUCUGCACAGCUGUCAUGACUAACAUGCACUUCUGUAGUAUGCCCUCACCAAAUUUCUGACUGGCCGUGUCCAUAUUCUCAGACUGGGACUUCUGAUGUCGCAUUUAUUUAGUUUUUCAGUACCCUUGUGAGUUUGGCUGAGAUUUAAAAUUCUCACCCUCCUAUACACACUAUCUGUUUGCCUCUCUUGCAUUCCUGUACUCAAGUGCAUCUGUAUGGUAAUAGGCAGGAUCUAUUCCAAAUAUCCAUAUAUCUUUAUGAAUAUAAAAAAGUGCAGAAUCCCUCCAUGUAGCUGCUCUCUUAACACUAUCUCCCUUACAGAGCAUAUCACAGGGUAGAGGAAUGUAAGCUGAUCAUCUCUGCUCCAAGGGUUAUGAUCUAUUCUAUACCAAAUAAAUAAAAGCCUUGCACUACUAUAAUGCCUCUCACAUUUACAGUCUACUAUUUUUAUAAAAUCUAUGAGAAAUGUCAUAUGAGAACCACUUCACACCUAUAAAAAAAAUGCAAACACAUCUGGGGGAUGCAACAAUUAUUUAACCAUGCAACACAACAGCAAUUUAAGAGAAAAAAGAAAACGUGUUGUUCCCAAUUUAAGAUUACAAUAGGUGUAAUACCAUGUUAUGUAUAAUUUCCAUUUAACUUUCUUUUGAGAAAGGUUCGUCUGAUGCUACAAUAACAUUUCCAGAAUGUAUUAUUUCUUUAACCCUUCCUCUAAGACACGAUACAAUUUCAGCAAAGGAGCUUAUGUAUGAUCUUUAGUGUAGACGAUACUGUAUGUGUAGAUAAUAACUUUGAUAAUAAAAUUGCCUUAAAAUAACGAA